GCGCAUUCGUCAUUGGUAUUUCACUGCAGAUGCUGCAAUACCUCGAACUCGAUGGAUCGUCGGCCUCCGUCUCGAAAUUCGCGCAUCUUCGGCCAGGUCAGUCUCGCUCUCAGUGUGUGCUAAUUGAGUACUCGAACGUUCAUCGCCGUACCUUUCGCCAGGUGAAGAUACAGGCUGCAAGUCGCCAGCAGCUCUCCCCGAGAGGACCACCGGGUGCUGCAGCGCACAAGCAGGCGCCAUAUUGCUGACACGGCUCUCGCCAAGAGACGUCAGCGCCGCCACCACAAGGUUUCACCACACACCAAAGCGCCACACCGCGGCAUCGUCGGCUGCGUCGGCUGCGCUUUGCGCCACGACGGACGGAUGUGCGAACAUGGAAAUAGCUAGGCUAUCAACCUUCCAAACUGGGCUCUUAACAGACUAGCAUUGCCAGCUGUCAUGCUUGGCUCGCAGCUUCCCUGACCCUGUAUCAGGAUCUGCGUAUAUGGAGCCCCGACGCUCGGUCACGUUCGCUUUCCGUUCUUGCCCGCCCCCCACUUUCCACUUCCUGGGAGCACGCGUCGCGCUCAUCACGACGGCGAGGUCCCCGGCGCGACGACGACCACGAAAGCGACAGCUGCAGCGCCAAUCACAACUGCGACGACGAUGCCAGUCUCGACAUCCGAUGCCGCGAGUCCUUUCUCGGCCGGUAGCGUGACCGCUUGCGAGUCCCCAGUCAGCUCCUCCACGUCUGACGCGUUUUCACCCCAAGGUGCGAGCUUGGCCGCGUCCCCGUCGUGUAUCCCCCCUGCGCACCCGGCCAGGACACUGGUGUUGUGUUUCGAUGGUACAGGUGACCAGUUCGAUGCGGACAACUCGAACGUGGUGCAAUUCUUCUCAAUGUUGAAGAAGGACGACCGCAGGCAGCAGAUGGUGUACUACCAGGCAGGAAUCGGCACUUACGUGACGCCUCAAAUCGCAACACCCUUCGCACCCAAGAUCUCCAAGACCCUCGACGAGGUGAUUGCCUGGAACCUCGACGCACAUGUGAUGGGAGGAUACAAGUUUCUAAUGCAGAACUACGAAGCAGGCGACAAGAUCUGCAUAUUCGGCUUCUCUCGCGGCGCAUACACCGCCCGCGCGCUCUCCGGCAUGAUCCACAAGGUCGACCUGCUCCCGGCCUGCAACCACCAGCAGGUGCCAUUCGCGUACAAGAUGUACACGCGCACAACGCCUCUCGGCUGGGCGCAGAGCACGCUGUUCAAGAAGGCCUUCUCGAUGGACAUCGACAUCGAAUUCAUCGGCGUUCGGGACACGGUGUGCUCGGUCGGGCUUUUCUCGCGCCGCCUUCCGUUCACGACGAGCAACACGUCCGUGAAGACGUUCAGGCACGCUGUUAGCCUCGAUGAGCGGCGCGCAAAGUUCAAGGCGAACUUGUUCAACUGGCCACGGGAGGAAGAGAGGCGGCUCGGUACUCAGCCGGGAGAUAUGCCCAAAGCCGGCCAGAAUGAGGACCAAUCCAAGCCUGCGGCUGCCGGCGACAAGAAGGACGACAAGACGAAGAAAAGCUCGGUCUUGUCCAAAUUCUCGAACAUGUCGAGGCACAACUCCGUGGACGACAGGCAGCGCCAGAGGGAGAUGGAACGUCAGUUCUCCGAGCAGGAGCGGUACGCGCUCGAGACGGACGUCCUGGAGGUCUGGUUCGCGGGAUGCCACUGCGACGUCGGCGGUGGGUCCGUGUCGAACGACACGCGUCACAGCCUGGCGCGCAUCCCGCUGCGGUGGAUGGUGCGCCAGUGCUUCAUGGCAAACACCGGCAUCCGGAUCCACGCCGAGCUCGUGCGCGGCAUCGGCCUCGACCCCGCGGUCCUCUACCCUAUCGUGCACGACCGCCCCGAACCUCUGUACUACACACCAUCUGCGCCCGUGCCCGACGGCACCACCGCGGGCGCGCGCCUAAGUGAAGAGGAGGAGGACCUCGCGGACGCACUGAGCCCAGUAUACGACCAGCUUGCGCUCGCGCGCAGCUGGUGGGUGCUCGAGCUGCUGCCGAUGCGGCGCCGUGUGCAGCGCACCGCGGACGGCCGGUGGGAGACGGAGGUGUACGCGAACAUGGGCCUGUACGUGCACCGAAGCGUGAAGAUGCGGAUGGAGGCGGAGCGGGCGGCGGGGCGGGUGUAUGAGCCGAUGGCGAAGUUUGAUGUCGAGCCGACGUGGGUGGACUAGAGCCGUCGCGGGUGCGCGUAGGAGUGUGAGGUUGGGUUUUCCUCGCGACGGAUUUUGGGACGACUUUGUCGCAUUUCGCUGUUGUCGCCGCUCAAGAGUUUCUCUUCUACUGUAUAUUUUGGGGAUAACGGACUUAUUU
Messenger RNA from Phanerochaete carnosa HHB-10118-sp, 2344 nucleotides. RefSeq lists its product as uncharacterized. Lineage: Eukaryota; Fungi; Basidiomycota; Agaricomycetes; Polyporales; Phanerochaetaceae. The coding region runs from base 646 to 2205 and encodes 519 amino acids. The record is from RefSeq and is a predicted model, not a curated record. The transcript has 12 exons.